Molecule: messenger RNA, 2162 nt
Organism: Betta splendens (Siamese fighting fish)
Lineage: Eukaryota; Metazoa; Chordata; Actinopteri; Anabantiformes; Osphronemidae
Product: cytochrome P450 2J4-like
Exons: 9
Coding region: 44-1540 (498 amino acids)
Biological process (GO): xenobiotic metabolic process
Cellular component (GO): cytoplasm; intracellular membrane-bounded organelle
Molecular function (GO): iron ion binding; oxidoreductase activity, acting on paired donors, with incorporation or reduction of molecular oxygen, reduced flavin or flavoprotein as one donor, and incorporation of one atom of oxygen; heme binding
Source: RefSeq, a predicted model, not a curated record
AACUUAUCCUGGUGGCGCAGUUACUGUAACACUCAGAAAGCAGAUGGAGACUUUUUACAGUUCUCUGGGUUUAGACUGGAUCAAUGGCAGCAGUGUUUUCAUAUUUUUGUGUGUUUUCCUGCUAUUGUUCGAUGUUUGGAAGAACAGAGUCCCAAAAAACUUCCCUCCAGGUCCAUGGGCUCUGCCUGUAAUUGGAGACCUUCACCGAAUAGACCCCGCCAGACUUCACCUGCAGCUCACUGAGUUUGCAGAGAAAUAUGGAAACAUUUACAGCCUUCGUCUGUUUGGUGGAAGGACUGUGUUCGUUACAGGCUACAAACUAGUGAGAGAAGCCCUAGUUGAAAAUGGAGAAGACUACACUGAUCGGCCCAGUGUUCCAUUGUUCCAGGAGGUAAUUGGCAAUAAAGGUCUAGUGAUGUCCAAUGGGUCUCCAUGGAGACACCAGAGGAGGUUUGCUCUUCACACUCUCAGGAACUUUGGUUUGGGUAAAAAAACUCUGGAGCUGUGCAUCCAGCAGGAGUGUCACUAUCUCACUGAGGCUCUAGCACUUUACCAAGGAAAGCCUAUCAGUGCUAACUCACUCAUCAACAGCGCUGUGUCCAACAUCAUUUCUUGCCUGGUGUUUGGGGAGCGAUUCGAGUACAGUGACAAGCAGUACCAGUAUAUAUUAAAGACCAACAACGACAUAGUGCAUCAACUGGGAAGCGUGUGGAUGCAGGUCUUCAAUGCGCUGCCCUGGUUGAUGAAGUGGCUGCCUGGACCUCACAAGAGGAUAUUUACAUUGACACAGGAGAUAGUUGACUUUGUAAAGAUUAAGAUCAAAGAGCACAAAGAAACACUGGACCCCUCCUCACCCAGAGACUAUAUUGACUCCUUCCUCAUAGAAAUGGGAGAGAAGGAGGACAAUGCUUCAGGGUUUGAUUUAAACAACUUGUGUAUUUGCACACUGGACCUGUUUGGUGCUGGUAGUGAAACUACUACCACUACUUUACACUGGGGACUGUUGUACAUGAUCUACUACCCUCACAUACAAGAGCGAGUCCAGGCUGAGAUAGAUGCUGUGGUUGGUUCCUCCAGACAACCUUCUGUGUCUGACAGAGACAACAUGCCCUACACUAAUGCUGUCAUCCAUGAGAUCCAGAGACUGGGUGAUAUCACCCCCAUUGGUGCAUUUCACAUGACAAAUAGAGACACCACCCUCAACAACUACACAAUCCCACAGGGCACUGCUGUCAUGCCAAACUUAAGCUCUGUCCUACACGAUGAGUCAAUGUGGGAAACUCCACAUUCCUUCAACCCUCAACACUUUCUAGACCAGGAUGGUAAAUUUAGGAAGAGAGAGGCCUUCCUUCCUUUUGCAGCAGGUAAGCGUGUGUGUCUCGGGGAACAACUGGCCAGGAUGGAGCUGUUCCUCUUCUUCACCUCCCUCCUUCAGAGGUUUUCCUUCUCACCAGCUCCUGGAGAGCAGCCCAGUCUGGAGUUCAAGCUGGGAGCGACUCGUUACCCAAAACCUUACCACCUCUGUGCUGUACCACGAUGAACUGUCAGAAAAAACAUCUUGUGUUACAACAGAACAAAACAAAAAACGUUUAAUUACCUUCAAAUAUGGUUUGAUACUUUGUUUUAUGAUGAUAGACUUCUGAGUUGCAAUAUAAAAAUUCAAUGACAAUUUUAUGAUACUUCUUAAAAUUGCACUGGUAAUAUGUCCCCCUAUGCUUUGAAAACAUGCAUGAACUGUGAACAUCUCACCAACUUUCCCUUCUUUUUUAAGCCAAUCAAAACAAAAGAAAAACAGUAAAGUUUAUAAAGUCAGUGCUUCUACAUUCAUGAGAUACUUUGUUUUUCAAAGCCUUUGACCGAUUUACACACUGUGUAAUGGGGCAGCUCACCUUAUCUAUGGGAGGAGUGGGCUGAAGUUUGAACUCUAGCAGCUGUUUGUGUGUGACGCACAAUCCAAAGUAUCCUAAGCCUGUUUUAAAGCUAGUCCUCAUUUAUAACAAAGCAUUUUACAAUGUCAGUUAAAAUUGAAUGUGGUAAGUACACCUAGCCUUUUGGGCCCUCAGGUAAGGUCCCAGCCCAUUCAGGUGAGCAGUUCACGCUACGUCCUGGGCCUAAAAGGUUAUUUUGAUGAGUAGCAAUAAAACAAUUUACUAUCUACAAGA